This is a messenger RNA of Aspergillus oryzae RIB40, 1842 nucleotides long. Its product is annotated as arylsulfotransferase family protein. Lineage: Eukaryota; Fungi; Ascomycota; Eurotiomycetes; Eurotiales; Aspergillaceae. The transcript is spliced from 2 exons. The record is from RefSeq and is a predicted model, not a curated record. The coding region runs from base 1 to 1842 and encodes 613 amino acids.
AUGAUCAUGUUAAACGUGGUGUUGAUUCUUCUAGUGCUUGUGAUUGCCCGCGUACAAGCGGAUCAUGGUCCCUAUUUCCAGUCUGCUGCUUAUGACGAAGGGAAAUUUGGGGAAUGGCCUACCGAGACGUAUCGAUCGUCGCCCAUCGUCGGCCCGGCAUUGAAUUAUCUGCAGUAUAGCGAUGAGUGCAAGGAUGGGCUUUACACGUUUAUCGCGCCCCGAGGGAAUAAAGUAGCUAACCCAGGGCCGAUGAUCCUUGAUCAAGACGGACAUCUUGUCUGGACAAAGCGUUAUGGGCAAUCUUAUAAUCUGAAUGUCUACACGUUCAAAGGGCAGGAUUAUCUAACUUUCUGGAUGGGCAAUGAUGGCGUUGGGGGACAUGGAGAGGGAGCAUAUUAUAUGCUAGACUCUUCCUACCGAGAAGUAUAUAAAAUCAACGCGGCCAACCAUCUCCCAGGAGAUCUCCACGAAUUCCACAUCACACAAGACGACACCGCACUAAUCACCAUUUACGACAUCAUUCCUGCAGAUCUAACAACAGUCGGCGGUCUCGAAGAAGGCUGGAUCUGGGACGGCACGUUCCAAGAGCUUGACAUCGAGACAGGGAAAACUCUCUUCCAAUGGCGAGCAUCCGAGCACUUUAACUUCACCGACAUGAAGCGGGACCGCGAAGGCAAUGGCGACUCUGAUGUCCACCCAUGGGACUUCUUUCACAUUAACAGCGUAGAAAAGGACGCCAAGGGAAACUAUCUGAUCUCAUCCCGCUACGCCAGCUGCCUCACCUACAUCGACGGCCGCACAGGCGACAUCAUCUGGCGCCUCGGCGGCAAAAACAACGACUUCACAGACCUUUCGGACGGCGCAGCUACAAACUUCUCCUGGCAACAUCACGCCCGCUUCCGCGACAACGGCACGGCCAUCACCAUCUUCGACAAUGCCUCCCGUGGCGCAGGCGCCCCCGAACUACCCAGCCGCGGCCUCUACCUAGACAUCGAUCAAGAAAACAUGACCGUCAAAGUCCGCCACGAAUACUGGAACCCAGACCCGAUUAGCAGCCAAUCGCAGGGCUCCGUCCAGCUCCUCACCUCUAGCAACGGCAACACAAAAGUUCUCGUAGGCUACGGCCACAUCCCAACCUGGACCGAAUACGCCUCCGAUGGCACCGUCCUCUGCAACACGCACUUCGGCGCCGCCUCCGGCGACGGCAACAUCAUGUCCUACCGCGUCCUAAAAUACCCUUGGGUCGGCCACCCAACGACGUCCCCCGACAUCUCUGCUUACAACUACACAGCCGCAGCGAGCUGGAACGGCGCCACCGAAGUCGUAACCUGGGCUCUCGAAGGCGCGGACUCACCCAACCCAAAGACAUACACAUUCAUAGCUGCGGUGCCCAAAUCCGGCUUCGAAACCGUCAUUCCCAUUCCCGCGGACACAGAAUCAACGUACAUCCGCGCCCAUGGCCUAAACUCCACAGGCCAUAUCCUAGGAACCACCAAACUAGUCCGCUGGGAUCCAGAUUCUAAUGAAGCAGUCGUGGGACGGCAUGAUGAGGAUGACGGGGAUUCACCUGUCCACUCACUACUUUUCUUCUUUGGGGGGUUUGCAUCGGCUGUUGUACUCGCUUUUGCUGGUUGGUUUAUAUACAGAAGAUUCAAGUCAAGGACGGGCGCGCAGAGUACGGAGGACAGAGAACGGGGAAACUGGCAGCCGCUGGAUCGGUUUAACGGCGACGAAGACUUGAGUGAUGGAGAGAUGGAUGAUGUUGAGUUCGCGCUGUUGCGGGGUGAGAGGUCUGGAAGUUGGCCUGAAGAAGAUGAUGACGAUAGGUGUACGGGGAAGUGA